Microdochium trichocladiopsis is the source of this 1981-nucleotide messenger RNA. RefSeq lists its product as uncharacterized. Gene Ontology annotation, molecular function: oxidoreductase activity. The record is from RefSeq and is a predicted model, not a curated record. Lineage: Eukaryota; Fungi; Ascomycota; Sordariomycetes; Xylariales; Microdochiaceae. The coding region runs from base 420 to 1883 and encodes 487 amino acids. The transcript has 3 exons.
UAGGCUCGAUGUGACCGCGCUGCUUCCCGCUUUCGGCAGCCAGCAGUUGCUGGACCUUGCAGUCUUCGCGAUGCUAUCCCCAUGCAACGACAUGUACUCUUUAAAGCGGCGGCCGUUGUACACUCUCGCAAGGCCUGACCCCUCUUCCAGCACAGCCAUAACAAGCACUUCUUUUGCUCAACCAUGAAUGCAUGAGAAAGAAGACUUGUAUUUGACAUUCCAAGAACGAACCUGUCCACUGGGCCCCUCUGGAUAUAGUUCGACGUGCAAGCCCGUCAUUGAGCAUUUCCAUGGUAUAUUCCAGCAUGUAGAACGCUGCCACCAGAACGCAUUGCCAUAAUUCCAUCAGAAUCUGCCUGUCUUACAAUCAGGAGCAGCAUUUAGCAUCCCUGACUUACAAGCCAGCAUCUUCAUCCACGAUGCCGCUGAAAAAGUGGCAGCCCAUAGACGUCGACACGUACGGCUGGAAGGAGCGCUGGGGCGCAAAGUUCUACUGGACCCCCGAGCAUCACAGGCCAGAAGAUCUCGAGAAGCUCAUCCACUCGUACGACACAGUUGCCGCCGAGGCCCUGGAUCGACUAGACGAGCUCGUGCCACCACCCUACGCCAACAAAUCCGUCGACACCAACAUCAGGGAGCACAACAUCGAGGGCGGCCUCAGGCCAGAUGGCGGGAAGAAGGAGCGCAGGGACCUGUACGAGCUGAUGGGCAAGUAUGCCAACGAGGACGAGAAGAUUGGGCGGUUCUGGAGGUCGAUACACACCGUGCCCGACUGGGUGGACUGGGAGCAGAUCGAGCGUGGACAGAAGGUGUUUUGGCGAUAUGGCGGGCCGUCACUGACAACUCUCACCUUCAUGUCCCUCCUCGGCGGCAUGGGCAGCGGCAGGACCGUCGCGACCCUCGACCGCACAGGAGGCUUCUCCGCCAAGGUGGUGAAGCGGCGCCUCCUCGAGACAACCCAGCACACACUCAACGUCCACAAGGACCUGGCAUCCAUCCAGCCAGGAGGCGACGGCUUCGUCAACUCGGUCCAAGUCCGCCUCCUGCACGCGACGGUGCGCCAGCGGAUCCUCUCCAUGGCCGCCGAGCGGCCCGGCUUCUACGACGUGGCGACGUACGGCGUCCCCGUCAACGACCUCGACUGCAUCGGCACAAUCAACACGUUCUCCUCGACAGUCGUCUGGCUCGGCCUGCCCCGGCAGGGGAUAUACAUGCGCGAGGGGGAGAUUGCCGACUACCUCGCCCUGUGGCGAUACAUUGCAUACAUCAUGGGCACGCCGGACGAGUGCCUCGCCACGCCAAGGUCGGCGCGGAUCAUGAUGGAGUCCCUGCUCGCCUCCGAGAUCAACCCGACGCAGUCGAGCGCCGUGCUCGCCAACAACAUCAUCACCGGCAUGUCGGGCACCCCGCCCACGUUCUCGAGCCCCGGGUUCAUGGCCGCCCAGGCGUACUGGCUCAACGGGAGGCCGCUGUGCAGCGCCCUGCAGAUCCCCCCGCCGACGCCGUGGUACAGUGCCCUCGUGCUCGGGCAGUGCAUGCUCUUCGUCACCAUGACCCAGCUGAAUCGAUGGUUUGCCAGCGUGGACGAGUAUAAUAUAAAGAUGCUCAAAAAGAUCCUUUACCACAUCAUCCUGCAAGACAAGUCUAAAGGCGGCCUCGGCUACACGACGCGCUUCAACUUCAAGUAUGUUCCGCAUUUCGACAGGAUGAACACCGAGCAAGGGGUAUACGAUCUGCCGCCGCGCUCGAUUCUGAAACCUGGCGUCGAGCGCACCGCGCUCAUUGGGCUUGUCAUGGGCACAAGCCUGAUGUCGUUAGGCGUUGUGGGCGGUGUGAAGAUCGGUGGAUGGCUGCUGUCAAGAUUAUCGACGCCGCAACGUUAGAACUGUCAUGUGAUGCAGAGCGAUCAGAAACUUAUCCAUUGGCCCAACCUUACUUGAGGUUUCUUCGUGUGUAUUCCAACGUCCCCAUAUUCACGCCA